Messenger RNA from Artibeus jamaicensis (Jamaican fruit-eating bat), 4929 nucleotides. RefSeq names its product zinc finger and BTB domain containing 46 (gene ZBTB46). Gene Ontology annotation, molecular function: RNA polymerase II cis-regulatory region sequence-specific DNA binding; protein binding; DNA-binding transcription factor activity, RNA polymerase II-specific. The record is from RefSeq and is a predicted model, not a curated record. Gene Ontology annotation, biological process: regulation of transcription by RNA polymerase II. The coding region runs from base 232 to 2004 and encodes 590 amino acids. The transcript is spliced from 5 exons. Lineage: Eukaryota; Metazoa; Chordata; Mammalia; Chiroptera; Phyllostomidae.
UUGGAGCGGGCGCGGGGGCGCGCGCCGGCCUGACGGACGGACGGACGCACAGACCGACGGACCGAGCAGCUGAGGCCAGCGCGCAUCUCCGACCCGCCCGGACGCAGCGCUCGCCCGGCGGCGGCGGCGGCGGCGGCGAUCACCGGCUCGGGUCCGGCGGCCGCAGCGCCCGCCCUCGCCCGCGCCCCAUGGGGUCACAGAGCCUGUAGAGACGCAGCUCCCGGCUUCCCGAUGAACAACCGGAAGGAAGACAUGGAAAUCGCGUCCCACUACCGGCACCUGCUGCGCGAGCUGGACCAGCAGCGGCAGCACGGCGUGCUCUGUGACGUGUGCGUGGUGGUCGAGGGCAAGGUCUUCAAGGCCCACAAGAACGUGCUGCUGGGCAGCAGCCGGUACUUCAAGACGCUGUACUGCCAGGUGCAGAAGACCUCCGAGCCGGCCACGGUCACGCACCUGGACAUCGUCACGGCCCAGGGCUUCAAGGCCAUCAUCGACUUCAUGUACUCCGCCCACCUGGCGCUCACCAGCCGGAACGUCAUCGAGGUGAUGUCCGCGGCCAGCUUCCUGCAGAUGACGGACAUCGUGCGGGCGUGUCACGACUUCAUCAAGGCCGCCCUGGACAUCAGCAUCAAGCCAGACACCUCGGACGAGCUCUCGGAGUUCGAGACGGGCGCCCCGCCCAGUAGCAGCGCGGACGCGCUCAUCUCCGCCGUCAUGGCCGGACGGAGCAUCUCCCCGUGGCUGGCGCGGCGCGCGAGCCCCACCAAUUCCUCUGGGGACUCGGCCAUCGCCAGCUGCCACGAGGGAGGCAGCAGCUACGGCAAGGAGGACCAGGAGCCCAAGGCCGACGGCUCCGACGACCUGGCCGCGCAGGCGCUGUGGCCGGGCGACCUGGACUACGGGCCGCUGCGCAUCAAGGAGGAGCAGGUCUCACCGCCUCAUUACGGGGGCAGCGAGCCACCCUCCGCCCGGGACGGGGCGCCCCAGAACUCUUUCCCCGAGCAGGCCGGAGCGGACGGCUGGCAGCCCACCGGCCGGAGGAAGAACCGGAAAAACAAGGAGACCGUCCGGCACAUCACGCAGCAGGUGGAGGAUGAGAGCCGGGCCGGCUCCCCGGUGCCGUCCUUCCUGCCGACGUCCGGGUGGCCGUUCAGCAUCCGAGACUCAAACUCGGACUUGACCGUCACCGAGGCCGGCAGCUCCGACAGCCGAGGGGAGAGGGCCGACCUGUACGGCCCUGGGGACGAGGGCCUCCUGGGGGCCGAGGCCGGCUACCUGGGCCCGCCCCUCACCCCGGAGAAGGAGCAGACUCUGCAGCAGGCCACCGCCGUGGCCAACCUGCGGGCGGCGCUCAUGAGCAAGAACAGCCUGCUGUCGCUCAAGGCGGACAUGCUGGGGGACGACAGCUCCCUGCUGCUGGAGUACCUGCCCAAAGGCGCCCACUCCCUGUCCCUCAACGAGUUCACGGUCAUCAGGAAGAAGUUCAAGUGCCCGUACUGCAGCUUCUCAGCCAUGCACCAGUGCAUCCUCAAGCGCCACAUGCGCUCCCACACGGGCGAGCGGCCCUACCCCUGCGAGAUCUGCGGGAAGAAGUUCACCAGGCGCGAGCACAUGAAGCGCCACACACUGGUGCACAGCAAGGACAAGAAGUACGUUUGCAAGCUCUGCAGCCGCGUGUUCAUGUCGGCCGCCAGCGUGGGCAUCAAGCACGGCUCGCGGCGCCACGGCGUGUGUGCCGACUGCGCAGGCCGUGGCGUGGCCGGCCCCCUGGACGGCGGAGGGGCCGAGGGCUCCCCUGAGCUCUUCACAGGUGACGGGCCCUACCUGGAGGACCCCGACGACCCUCGAGGGGAGGGAGAGGAGGAGCUGGCGGAGGACGAGGACGAUGUGGGCCUGGCCCAGGAGGACGCGCUGCUGGGGGACGACAAGGAUGAGGAGGGCUCGCCGCAGGGGCCCCCCAGCCCCCCGGGGGGCCCCGACAAGGACUUCGCCUGGAUCUCCUAGGCGCCUGGGCUGGGCGCGGUGGGUGAAGGCAGUGCCGCCCCCGCACCUGUGUGCGAGCGCGCUCAGGGGUCUCCCUCGCCCGGGUGGGGCCGUCUGACCCCGUGCACCCCCUCCUUCGGGCCCCCCUCCAUUCUGCUCCCACCCCCCAGCCAUACACCAAGAAUCCGGCCCUGGGGUCUCAGAAGCGGGUGCAGCCCCUCCGCGGGGGCUCUGGGACCACGAAGUUGGUGGGUGCCCCGUUGGAGGAAAGUCCCAACAGGUGCGUUUGGGGGAACAUGGUGCCGGAGCCAGGGCGUGGUCGGCCCGCUCGCCGGGCGGGGCCCGGAGGUCGCAGGUCUGGGAGCUGAGGAUCUCUGUACUCCCUGCGGGGCCUCGGCCCCCUCCUCUCUGCAGCCCCUCCCCGGCAGCCCCGGUGGGUCGUCACUGCCUGUCGCCCGUUGCCUUCGAGGCUCCGCGCCCCUGGGGCCCCUGCAGAACCUGGUCCGGUGUACAGAGAACCCCGAGGCCCUGCCGCCUCUGGGCUUUGGUGCUCAACCUGAAACAGCUGUGGGAGCCCCUCCAGGGCCAGGGGCUCCCAGGUGCUAACUUCUAGUGGCCGCUGCAGCGGCUGGGCGCCCCGUGGGGCCUCCACCCUUUGUUCUGUGUGCACUUCCUCCGGGAGCCCCGGUCGGCCCCGCCCCGUGGCUCCGCCCACCUCCCCGCCCACCUGUGGCACCAGGCCACGCCUGCCGCCGCCCGGCCCCGAGGGCCUGCCCGCGUUGCUGCUAACUCUGGAGGCGGAGUUCUCGCCUCCCCUCCCGGAUGGGUAACCAAACUCUUUAAGUCGAGAUGAGUUGAGAUCACACGCAGUUCCCUGGGUCGGCGUUCUCUCUCUCACCAGACAAACCACGCAGAGCCGCCCCUCCCUUUGCUUGUAGCCGGGUCCUCCCGCUGCAUUUUCAAACGCGCCCACGACCUUGCCGCCUUUUCUGCGUGAAAAGCAGGUGCCGCCUGCAGGACAGGCCUCGCCUGUCCGCUUCCUUGUCCAGGCCGCCCGACAACGAGACACCACACCUCUUACUCACUGAGCUGGACGCGGCCCACCGCCCUCUGCCCUCCCCCCUAGAGGACUUGAGGGGGCCACGGAGCGCCCGUGUCUUUUUCUCCACAGACUCAGAGGCUGUCCCCAUGUUUUGUUUUGUUUUUUUUAUUGGGUCACAUCUGGCCAGGUGGAACACCCCGCAAACCCCCGUGGGGAGUGGAGGGUGGGGGUGGGGACCCCGGCUGGCCUGAGCAGGCGGAUGGGACCUGGUGCUGUCUUUGAAGUCCUGCCCUGGGGACGAGCCUCUGCUUUCGCUUUUACUUAUUUUUCAAAUAAAAUUAGCCGCCGUUCCUAUUGGUUAGAAGAGGGCACUCCUGAAGGAGCCGUGGGCUGGUCGCCUGCGCCCAUCACCUCCCCCAGCUGUGGGCGCUGCCGGUUCCUCCACGCUGGCGUCCUUACCCGACAAGGCCCGGGUGGCCCCAAACCCGCCGAGCCCUCCACGCUGCCCGCUCUCCCUUGGGAGGGUGGGCCAGGCUGUUUUGGGGCUCUGGGCAUACCUCCCCCCGUCACCCAGGAGGCCUGGCCAAGCCCCAACGAGGGCCCUCAGAACUUGUACCUCCCCCACUUUCUGAACAGACCUACUUUCUUAUAAAACAUGUUUGGAAAUUAGACCUUUGCUGCCAACGGGUGGCUCUGGGUUUGGUACUGGCCCUGCGUCUCAGGCCCCCUGCCCACACCUGGGCCACCUGCCUCCACACUCAGGACGUCCUGCUCCUUCUGACCUGCUCGCCGCCCCUGCAGGACUUCGGGGCUUCGCUGUCCGUGCCGCAGGGCCGUUUGUUCCCUUGAAACCAACACUGUACUGGAAACCGGGGCCUGCUUCCCACCCCGCUGAGCUCCCGAGCACUAGCCGCCCCCGGGGGGUCCCUUGCUGUUUGCAGGUUGGAGACGCGCCUGUCCUCUCAGGAGGUGUGAAGGGGGAAGACGUGCGUCUCGAAGAGAUUUUUUUAUGUGACUGACCCUUUUCGUUUUUUCCAAAUCAAUGUUUAAACUAAUAAAUAUUUUUUUUAUGAAGAAGAACAGCCGUGUAGAUUACAUUUCACGUUUUGUGCUUUUCCGUUUGUGUCUGUCUGUGGUCUGGUGUUGGCCCCACCAACGCGGAGGACACGGCGGCCUGGGAGGAGAGUCUGGCAGGGGCGGGGCGGGGAGCUCAGGACUUUGGAUGAAGCGCCAGACCCUGACCGGGCCUGUCCGGACGCCGGGUGUGGGGACAGUGACGACUGCGCCAGCACUCAGGAGGGACUCACCUCGAGACACAGCUGCUGCUCCCAACUUUGCACAUCUUUAUUAGAAAAACCAGAGAAAAUGCAAAAACUGGAACUUUUUGCAAUAUGCUGAAAGACCACCUUAUUUUCGCUCAUUCUGUGACACGUGCAGCUCUUUAAAAGCCAUACUUAAUGGUUGUGUUUUGUUCUUUUCUACGUUUUUGCUCCUGUGCGGUGUUUUGUAACUGCUGGUAGGGAGGGUGCCGUGUGUGCUUUUCUGAAAUAUUUAUUUUUUUCAACCUGUCAACAGAAACGAAACACAAAAAACGGGCAGUGUUUUGAGGUUUGCUGACGUUUUCCUGGGAAUCAUCUCUGUCGUGCUGACUUUAUAGGGACUGUUGUUGUAAACCUGUGUAUGGGGGCGCGUCCAGCGUGCGCGCGGUGGGUCAGAGCUUGGUGGUCCUCCCACUUCCCUGCAGCCGUGGACAGGGAAGCGGAGCCGCCUCUGGUGGCCUCGAGACGUGUUCUCGAGCUGGGCUCUGGGCUCCGGCCGGCCUGUGGGGCUCCUUUCUGUGACGGGGUAGCUUAGACCUUCUUGCAAAGCGACCACUUUCAAUAAACUGGGAAGUUGCUGCUCGA